AUGGUUUUUUCUUUUGACCUUGGAGUCAUCUUACAACGAGACACAAGAAGAACGAAGAGGAGAUGGAAGGUAAUAAGAAGAAGAAGACGUAGAGACAUAUCUAAGGGCCAUGAACCGUCACUGGAGAUUCCUUUAGAUCUCGUGAUAGAGAUUUUCAGAAGACUCCCUCCCAAAUCUCUAACGAGGUUCAAAUUAGUCUCCAAGCUCUGGUCAUCCAUUGUUUGUUCCAAAUAUCUUACCGACCUUUCAUCAUCGCCACGUAUAUACAUGUGGUUGGGCUUCGACGAAGAAAAGAUAUUAGUAUCAUCGUCACCGUCUUCUCCUGACUUGGACGGUUCCUUUGUAAUUGACCAAGAUUUGACAAUCUCAGCGAUGAAAGGCUACUCGGUAUCUCACGUUUAUCGCGGGUUGAUGUGCUUUACAAAUGGCACAAAUGCACAAAUUUUUAACACGACCACUAGGCAACUUGUUGUCUUGCCUGAGAUAGAAGAAUCCAACAUUAUAGCUGAAGAGUACAAGUUUAGGAAGGUCAUAUACCGUAUCGGACACGACCCUGUUCAUGAUCAAUAUAAAGUGGUUUGCAUAGUUUCAACACACAAUGUUCGAAGGAUGGAGCAUUGGGUCUUCACACUAGGAGGAGGUGUGUCUAGACAAUGGAGAAAGAUACCAAGUCCAUGUCCACAACAUAGUCCUUUCACACAAGGAUUGACAAUGAAUGGGCGUAUGUAUUACCUAGGUUUGGUUCCUGAUUUGCUUUCUCCUGUGUUUGUGAGAUUCGAUAUUAGUUCUGAAGAAAUCAGCGUGCUCCAAAAUGUUGAAGAUGCCUUUUGGUGUCGGUAUUAUUAUACUGAGAUUAUAGAAUACGAUGGAAAACUAGCUAUUUUAGACUAUUCCGAUCUUGUAAAAGACGGUGUGAUGGAACUAUGGGUGAGGGAAGAUGAAGAGAAGAAUAGUUGGUCAAGGAAGACUUUGGUGUUGCAUCCUUCUCAUAUGAAUAUGGUCAAAACGCAUAUAGUCCAUAAUAUGAGUUUGAGGGUACAAGGUACAACUAGAAACGGUGACGUUAUCUUGGUUCCUCAACAUAUUACUAGACCCGACGACCAGUUUAUCGUUUUACCUCAAGUUACAACUCAUUUCUACGUGUUUCUUUACAAUCUACAAAAGAACCAUUUGAGAAAAGUUUACAUAAAAUCCAACCGCUACAACACCAAAAGAUGGGACGUUGUUGGAUUUGACGACAUUGAGAACUUCAUGUCUCUCUAAUUGCUUUUGUGAAUAUAUAUUUUUAUAUGUUUCUCCAAUCAUUUUAUUUAAUUUUGU
This is a messenger RNA of Brassica napus (rape), 1320 nucleotides long. RefSeq names its product F-box/kelch-repeat protein At4g19930. The transcript has a single exon. Lineage: Eukaryota; Viridiplantae; Streptophyta; Magnoliopsida; Brassicales; Brassicaceae. The coding region runs from base 1 to 1263 and encodes 420 amino acids. Gene Ontology annotation, molecular function: protein binding. The record is from RefSeq and is a predicted model, not a curated record.